CCUUGUACGAAGGAAAAAAAUACAGCUCUUAUCAUGGCAACUAGAUGAACAGUUGACAGUCAAAAUGACCAUAUUUGAUUCUUUCAAGUUUCCUUUCCCGUUAAAAUGCGAAAUCCUUACGUGCCACCUCACACACACACAGGGACAAGUUCAGGAAGUUCUCCCAAUGAUAGAGGAGGAGCUUGCAGGUUCUUUCCAUUCACACCCCUCUUCGUGAUCUGUAAUAAGAGAAUCAAGUUCCAGGGGAUCUCUGCUCAGAAUCGUGUAUGUGAAAAGCUUCAGACUUGGGUGUUUCAAGGGUGUUCACUAGGUGUUUGAAGAAAGACCCGGUUGAUAAAUUCUGAUGGAGUUAACCCCAAGAGGAAGAACCCAGCACUCUCCUUUGACUUUGAGCAUUGACAGAGAUGCAGAUUCUGUUUUGGAGCAAGAUAGGGAGAUUCUGUCGAAGUGGGCUGCCAUAGAAAAACUGCCCACUUUCAAAAGGAUUAGAACUUCGUUUAUUGAUGUGAUUGAAGAUGAUGGUGGGCAAACCAGCAGCAGUAGCGUCAAUUUAAAGUCAGAGAGUAGAAGACAAUUGAGGUCAGACAGUAAAAGGGUCGUUGAUGUUACUAAACUUGGAGCACUUGACAGGCGUUUGUUGAUCGACAAGCUCAUAAAGCACAUUGAGAAUGAUAAUCUCCAGUUACUGCACAAAAUAAGAGAAAGGAUCGAGAGAGUGAAUGUGAAGGUUCCUACUGUGGAAGUCAGGUACAAGAACCUGCAUGUAGAAGCGGAAUGUGAGGUUGUACAGGGAAAGCCACUCCCUACACUGUGGAACUCUCUUGUUGGCUUCUUUUCAGGUGUUACGAAGGCAGUACCUUGUACUUCUCAAGGAACCAACAUAAGCAUUCUUAAGGAUGUAAGUGGCAUCAUAAAGCCAUCAAGGCUUACACUUCUUCUUGGCCCACCUGGCAGCGGGAAAACGACCUUGCUUUUGGCACUAGCUGGAAAACUUGAGCAAUCUCUCCGGGUGACUGGAGAAGUCUCUUACAAUGGCCACGUCCUAGAAGAGUUUGUUCCUCGAAAAACAUCAUCAUAUAUAAGCCAAUAUGACCUGCACAUACCUGAGAUGACAGUGAGGGAAACAAUUGACUUUUCAGCCCAAUGCCAGGGGGUUGGCGAUAGAGCUGAUAUACUGGCUGAAGUCACAACGAGAGAGAAAGAUGCAGGAAUCAUCCCUGACCCAGAUAUCGAUGCCUAUAUGAAGGCAAUAUCAGUUGAAGGACAAAAGGAAAAUCUGCAAACUGAUUAUGUUUUGAAGGUUCUUGGGCUUGAUAUCUGCGCCGACGCAAUGGUUGGUGAUGCAUUAGAUAGAGGCAUUUCAGGUGGACAGAAGAAAAGGCUUACAACAGGAGAGAUGAUUGUUGGUCCCAUAAAAACUCUGUUUAUGGAUGAAAUAUCGACUGGCUUGGACAGCUCCACCACUUUUCAAAUAGUUACCUGUCUCCAGCAGUUGGUGCACAUCACAGAUGCAACAGCAGUGGUUUCACUUCUUCAGCCAGCUCCUGAAACCUUUGAAUUAUUUGAUGAUCUUAUACUGAUAGCAGAGGGGAAGAUUGUAUAUCAUGGCCCGUGCAGUCAAGCACUCCAAUUUUUUGAGGAAUGUGGUUUCAAGUGUCCUGAAAGGAAAGGAGUAGCAGACUUUCUCCAGGAAGUAACCUCUAAGAAGGAUCAAGGGCAAUACUGGUAUCGUGCAGACACUCCUUACAACUAUGUUCCAGUGGAUCAGUUCUCAAAUUUUCAAAAAAGUUAUUGGGGACAGAGUUUAAAUGGCGAGCUCUCAAAGCCAUAUGAUAAAUCUCAAUCCCAUAAAAAUGCUUUAUCAUUUAGCGAGUACUCCUUGGGCAAAUGGGAAUUGUUUAAAGCUUGCAUGAGGAGGGAGAUUCUUCUCAUGAAACGAAACUCUUUUAUCUAUGUAUUCAAAACAGCACAGCUCACAAUCACAGCAAUCAUAACAAUGACAGUAUUUAUACGCACUCAGUUGAAUGAGGACAUAGAGAGUGCAAACUUUUUACUGGGCUCAUUGUACUACACACUUGUCCGCCUCAUGACUAAUGGAGUUGCUGAGCUGAUCUUGACUAUUACUAGACUUCCUGUUGUUUACAAGCAGAAGGAAUUCUAUCUAUAUCCAGCAUGGGCUUACUGUCUUCCAGCUUCCAUUCUGAAGAUCCCAUUUUCAGUUAUUGAUUCAAUUGUCUGGACUUCAGUAACUUAUUACGUUAUAGGCUACAGCCCUGAAGUGGCAAGGUUCUUCCGUCAGUUUCUUCUACUUUUCACUCUGCACUUGACAUCAACAUCCUUUUGCCGUUUCCUUGCCCCGGUUUUCCAAACUGAUGUUGCAGCUACAACAGUCGGUUUUUUGUUCUUAGUACUGAUGUUUUUGUUUGGAGGCUUCAUUCUUCCUAGACCUUCAUUACCAUCUUGGUUGAGGUGGGGUUUUUGGCUCUCUCCCGUGACAUAUGGAGAAAUUGGAUUAACAAUAAAUGAGUUUCUUGCUCCCCGCUGGCAGAAGAUUCAAGAGGGAGGCAUCGCCAUAGGGAGGCAGGUUUUAACUAGUCAUGGUUUAGACUUCAAUGCAAACUUCUACUGGCUAUCAAUUGGAGCACUGCUUGGUUUCACAGUACUUUUUGAUUGAUUUAUCUUAGCAUUAAGUUACUUAAAACCAUUUAGGCCAGGAGUUCUCACAGCACUGAUGGGAGUGAGUGGAGCAGGGAAAACAACUCUUAUGGAUGUUCUUUCAGGGAGAAAAACUGGAGGUAUCAUUGAAGGAGAUAUAAGAAUUGGAGGAUACCCCAAAAUGCAGAAGACGUUUGCUAGGGUUUCAGGUUACUGUGAGCAGGUUGACAUACAUUCCCCUUAUAUAACAGUUGAAGAAUCUGUAAAAUACUCAGCAUGGUUGCGGUUACCAAUGGAGAUUGAUUCAGUCACAAAAGGGAAAUUUGUAGAAGAAGUCAUUGAAACAAUUGAACUUGAUGAUAUAAAGGAUCGUUUAGUUGGCAUAGCUGGCCAAAGCGGCUUAUCAACUGAACAGCGUAAAAGACUUACCAUCGCAGUGGAGCUUGUGUCCAAUCCAUCAAUAAUCUUUAUGGAUGAACCAACCUCAGGUUUGGAUGCCCGAGCAGCUGCCAUAGUUAUGCGUGCAGUGAAGAAUGUGGUCGCCACAGGCAGGACCACGGUUUGCACCAUACACCAACCAAGCAUUGAUAUAUUUGAGACUUUUGAUGAGUUGAUUCUAAUGAAAUCAGGGGGACAGAUUAUCUAUAAUGGAAAACUCGGUCACCAGUCGAGCAGACUCAUUGAAUACUUUCAGAAUAUACCAGGAGUGCCAAAGAUCAAAGACAAUUAUAAUCCUGCAACCUGGAUGCUAGAAGCUACCUCUGCAUCUGUAGAAGCAGAACUUAAAGUAGACUUUGCAAAAAUCUAUAAGGAUUCACCUCUUUGCCGGAACACGCUUGAAUUGGUACAAGAGUUAAGCGAGCCACCACCAGGUUCAAAGGACUUGCAAUUCUCAACUCGUUUUCCACAAAAUAACUUGGGGCAGUUUACAGCAUGUCUAUGGAAGCAACACUUGUCCUAUUGGAGAAGUCCUGAGUACAACUUGACACGUUUUGUGUUCAUGGUUGUUGCAGCAGUAAUAUUUGGGGCAGUAUUUUGGCAGAAAGGGAAGGAAAUAAACAAUGAGCAGGAUUUAUUCAACAUACUUGGAUCAAUGUAUAUUGCUGUAAUAUUCUUGGGCAUAAAUAACUGUUCAUCAAUAUUACCAUAUGUGGUAACUGAGCGCACGGUCUUGUACCGUGAAAAAUUUGCUGGAAUGUAUUCUUCCAUGGCCUACUCAUUUGCACAGGUGACCAUUGAGAUACCCUAUAUCUUAGUGCAAGCUAUUGUGUAUGUGGCUAUCACUUAUCCAAUGAUAGGUUACUAUUGGUCGGUUGAGAAGGUCUUUUGGUACUUCUACACCACAUUCUGUACAUUUUUGUACUUCAUAUAUCUUGGAAUGUUGAUAGUUUCGUUGAGCUUGAACCUCGAUUUAGCUUCCAUACUAGCAGCUGCAGUCUACACCAUAUUCAAUCUUUUCUCUGGAUUCCUCAUGCCAGGACCGAAAAUUCCUAAAUGGUGGGUCUGGUGUUAUUGGCUUUGCCCCACAUCUUGGUCUCUGAAUGGCCUCCUGACUUCACAAUAUGGGGAUGUUGACAAGGAGAUGCUCAUAUUUGGGAAGCCAAAACAAAUUGGUGCCUUUCUGAAAGACUAUUAUGGGUUCCACCAUGAUCGGUUGAACAUUGUGGCUGUGGUUCUCGUCGCUUUCCCAAUUGUUUAUGCAUCUCUAUUUGCCUAUUGCAUAGGGAAAUUAAACUUCCAGAAAAGGUAGCCAAAGAGAUACUGAAAGCUCCUUCAGCUCAAUUUUGAUGUAUAGAAAUGGAAAUGCACGGCUACGUCAGUGAGCAGUGUUCCCUAUUUGAGUCUUUUUUGUCUCUUAUUUUUCUAUUUUCUGUAAUUGUUUAUAUUUUAAAUGUAAAAAUCCUUUUAUCUUAUGAACACACUAUCUAUAUAUCAACGAUUGAUGAAGAAAAUACAAGUGUAGUAAAGUUCAAGAUAGCACUAAUUUCAA
This is a messenger RNA of Neltuma alba, 4645 nucleotides long. RefSeq names its product pleiotropic drug resistance protein 3-like. The record is from RefSeq and is a predicted model, not a curated record. Gene Ontology annotation, molecular function: ATP binding; ATP hydrolysis activity; ABC-type transporter activity. Gene Ontology annotation, cellular component: membrane. NCBI's taxonomy places the organism in Eukaryota, Viridiplantae, Streptophyta, Magnoliopsida, Fabales, Fabaceae.